GAAACAUAGCAGUGAAACACAGUGAAUAAAAUGGCCGAAACAGCUACUGAAGUCGUUCCCGCAGCAUCAGUUGCUGCAUCUCCAGCCAAGACACCGAAAAAGGCUCGUGCUCCUAAAGGAGAGGAUAAGAAACCAAAAAAGCCAGCCACCCAUCCACCAGUGAACGAAAUGGUUCUGGCCGCCAUCAAGACCUUAAAGGAUCGUAAUGGAUCUUCUCUUCAGGCCAUCAAGAAGUAUAUCGGUGCCAAUUACAAGUGUGAUGUUGCUAAGCUCUCAACUUUCAUAAAAAAAUCUUUGAAGAGUGGUGUCGAGAAAGGUAAUCUUGUGCAAACCAAAGGAAGUGGAGCAUCGGGAUCCUUCAAAAUCAAACCUAAGGAUAAGACACCUGCGGGCGAGAAGAAACCAAAGAAAGCUGCGACUGGGAAGAAACCUGCAGGGGAAAAGAAAGUCGCCAAAAAGGCAGCCACUUCUAAAACUGCUGCUGCCAAAAAGCCGAAGGAAGCACCAGCAAAAAAAGCGGUUCAGAAGAAGGCUAAAGCUGUCGUCGCCAAAACCGCCAAAAAGGCUGGAACCGUAAAGAAAGCAGCCGCUUCCAAACAGAAACCAACCAAAGCAUCGAAGACAGCAGCGAAGAAGCCUAAAACUCCAAAACCGAAAAAGGCAGCACCAGCAAAGAAAGCUGCUGCCAAAAAGUAAAGUGCACUGGUGCUUUUCAUUUGAAACUUAUUUAAAAACAAACAGUCCUUCUCAGGACUACCAAAACCAAUGGAACGAAAGAGUAACAAUAGUUUUCCACCUCUAAGAAUUCGAAUGUUUUCUUCAUGACAGUUAAUAUACAU
Messenger RNA from Toxorhynchites rutilus septentrionalis, 839 nucleotides. RefSeq names its product histone H1B-like. Lineage: Eukaryota; Metazoa; Arthropoda; Insecta; Diptera; Culicidae. Gene Ontology annotation, cellular component: nucleosome; nucleus. The record is from RefSeq and is a predicted model, not a curated record. Bases 31 to 696 code for a protein of 221 amino acids. The transcript has a single exon. Gene Ontology annotation, molecular function: double-stranded DNA binding; structural constituent of chromatin; nucleosomal DNA binding. Gene Ontology annotation, biological process: negative regulation of DNA recombination; chromosome condensation; nucleosome assembly.